AUGAUAGCUAUUCGUUUGCUUGUAACACUUUUGGUUCCAUUUCUACUUUCUUCUUUUGUUUUCUCUUAUUCCACAAAUGAACUUAAACUAUGGUGUAACCAAACUCCUAACCCUCAACCCUGUGAAUAUUUCUUGAACAAUAACCCUUCUUACCAACACAAACUCAUCCAACAAAAAUCCGAUUUCUUCAAACUUUCAUUACAACUUGUUCAACAAAGAGCACUCAAAGCCCAUGCAAACACUCUUUCCUUACGCUCCAAAUGCAACAACCCACGUGAAAUAUCUGCAUGGGCUGAUUGUGUUGACCUAUACCAACAAACCAUCCUCAAGCUCAACAAAACCCUAGACACUAAAACAAACUGUUCUCAAGUUGAUGCUCAAACAUGGCUAAGCACUGCUCUCACAAAUCUUGACACAUGUAAAGCUGGAUUCUAUGAUCUUGGUGUUCAAGACUAUGUUCUUCCUCUCAUGUCCAACAAUGUUACUAAAUUGCUAAGCAAUACUUUGGCUCUUAACAAAGUUCAAUAUCAAGAACCUAGCUACAAAAAUGGCUUCCCAACAUGGGUUAGGCCUGGUGGUAGUACAGGUGCAGAUGCAGGUGGUACAGCUGGGGCUGAUAACCAAGGCCAGGAUAAUGGGGCGAAUAUUGAUGAUGAUAUUGACGCCAUGUUUGUAUGA
Vicia villosa (hairy vetch) is the source of this 678-nucleotide messenger RNA. Its product is annotated as pectinesterase 2-like. The coding region runs from base 1 to 678 and encodes 225 amino acids. Gene Ontology annotation, molecular function: enzyme inhibitor activity. The transcript has 2 exons. The record is from RefSeq and is a predicted model, not a curated record. Lineage: Eukaryota; Viridiplantae; Streptophyta; Magnoliopsida; Fabales; Fabaceae.